Messenger RNA from Choloepus didactylus (southern two-toed sloth), 15378 nucleotides. RefSeq names its product calsyntenin 2 (gene CLSTN2). The record is from RefSeq and is a predicted model, not a curated record. NCBI's taxonomy places the organism in Eukaryota, Metazoa, Chordata, Mammalia, Pilosa, Megalonychidae. The coding region runs from base 1 to 2778 and encodes 925 amino acids. Gene Ontology annotation, cellular component: postsynaptic membrane; cell surface. The transcript is spliced from 17 exons. Gene Ontology annotation, biological process: positive regulation of synapse assembly; positive regulation of synaptic transmission; homophilic cell-cell adhesion. Gene Ontology annotation, molecular function: calcium ion binding; amyloid-beta binding; X11-like protein binding.
AUGUUUGCCUUGGUCAACAAGCACAAGCCAUGGAUUGAGACCUCAUAUCAUGGAGUCAUCACUGAGAAUAAUGACACAGUCAUUUUGGACCCACCCCUUGUAGCCCUGGAUAAAGAUGCACCAGUCCCUUUUGCAGGGGAAAUCUGUGCAUUCAAGAUCCACGGCCAAGAGCUGCCCUUUGAGGCUGUGGUGCUCAACAAGACAUCCGGGGAAGGCCGGCUCCGUGCCAAGAGCCCCAUCGACUGUGAGCUCCAGAAGGAGUACACAUUCAUUAUUCAAGCCUAUGACUGUGGCGCCGGGCCCCGGGAGACGGCCUGGAAGAAGUCACACAAGGCCGUGGUCCAUAUCCAGGUGAAGGAUGUCAAUGAGUUUGCUCCCACCUUCAAGGAGCCAGCCUACAAGGUUGUCGUGACCGAGGGCAAGAUCUACGACAGCAUCCUGCAGGUGGAGGCCAUCGACGAGGACUGCUCUCCCCAGUACAGCCAGAUUUGCAACUAUGAAAUCAUCACAACUGAUGUGCCUUUUGCCAUCGAUAGAAAUGGCAAUAUCAGGAAUACCGAGAAGCUGAACUACGACAAGCAACACCAGUAUGAGAUCCUGGUGACCGCCUAUGACUGUGGGCAGAAGCCCGCUGCCCAGGACACCCUCGUGCAGGUGGACGUGAAGCCAGUCUGCAAGCCCGGAUGGCAAGAUUGGAGCAAAAGGAUUGAGUAUCAGCCUGGUUCAGGCAGUAUGCCCCUGUUCCCCAGCAUCCACCUGGAGACCUGCGAGGGGCCCGUGUCCUCCAUCCAGAUCACCACAGAGCUGCAGACCAACUACAUCGGGAAGGGCUGUGACCGGGAGACCUACUCGGAGAAAUCCCUGCAGAAAUUAUGUGGAGCCUCCUCUGGCAUCAUCGACCUCUUGCCACCUCCCAGUGCUGCCACCAACUGGACUGCGGGACUGCUGGUGGACAGCAGUGAAAUGAUCUUCAAGUUUGACGGCAAGCAGGGUGCCAAGAUCCCAGAUGGGAUUGUGCCCAAGAACCUGACGGACCAGUUCACCAUCACCAUGUGGAUGAAACAUGGCCCCAGCCCCGGGGUGAGAGCUGAGAAAGAAACCAUUCUCUGCAACUCAGAUAAAACAGAAAUGAACCGGCAUCACUACGCCCUGUACGUGCACAACUGCCGCCUUGUCUUCCUCUUGCGGAAGGACUUUGACCAGGCAGACACCUUCCGACCUGCAGAGUUCCACUGGAAGCUAGACCAGAUUUGUGACAAGGAGUGGCAUUACUAUGUCAUCAAUGUGGAGUUUCCUGCGGUUUCCUUAUACAUGGAUGGAGCAACAUAUGAACCAUACCUGGUGACCAACGAUUGGCCCAUCCAUCCAUCUCACAUAGCCAUGCAACUUACAGUUGGCGCUUGUUGGCAAGGAGGAGAAGUCACCAAGCCACGGUUCGCUCAGUUCUUCCAUGGCAGCCUGGCCAGUCUCACCAUCCGCCCGGGCAAAACGGAGAGUCAGAAGGUGAUUUCCUGCUUACAGGCCUGCAAGGAAGGGCUCGAUAUUAAUUCCUUGGAAAGCCUCGGCCAAGGAAUAAAGUAUCAUUUCAACCCCUCGCAGUCCAUCCUAGUGAUGGAAGGUGACGACAUCGGGAACAUCAACCGUGCCCUCCAGAAGGUCUCCUACAUCAACUCCAGGCAGUUCCCAACAGCGGGUGUGAGGCACCUGAAAGUCUCUUCCAAAGUCCAGUGCUUUGGAGAAGAUGUGUGCAUUAGCAUCCCCGACGUGGAUGCCUAUGUGAUGGUUCUGCAGGCCGUCGAACCCCAGAUCACUCUCCGCGGCACAGACCGCUUCUGGAGACCUGCCUCCCAGUUUGAAAGUGCCGAGGGGGUGGUCCUCUUCCCUGAUAUCAAGAUCGUGAGCACCUUCACCAAAGCCGAGCCCCCCCAGGACUUGAAAACUACAGCUCCCAAAUCUGCUGUCUUAGAAGAAAUGCUUCACAACUUAGAUUUCUGUGACAUUCUGGUGCUUGGAGGGGACUUGGACCCAAGACAGGAGUGCCUGGAGCUCAACCACAGCGAGCUCCACCAGCGACACCUGGACGCCACCAACUCCACCAUAGGCUACUCCAUCUACGGUGUGGGAUCCAUGAGCCGCUAUGAGCAGGUGCUGCAUCACAUCCGCUACCGCAACUGGCAUCCAGCUUCUCUCGAGGCCCGGAGGUUCCGGAUCAAGUGCUCUGAACUCAAUGGACGCUACACCAGCAAUGAGUUUAAUGUGGAGGUCAGCGUGCUCCAUGAAGUCAGAGUCUCAGACAAGGAGCAGGUCAACCACCUGAUCGUUCAGCCACCUUUCCUCCACUCCGUCCAUCAUCCGGAGCCCCGGAGCAGCCUCCAGCGCAGUUCAGUGGUCCCAAGCAUUGCCACGGUGGUCAUCAUCAUCUCCGUGUGCAUGCUCGUGUUUGUCGUGGCCAUGGGCGUGUACCGGGUCCGGAUUGCCCACCAGCACUUCACUCAGGAGACAGAGGCUGCUAAGGAGGCCGAGAUGGAUUGGGACGACUCUGCACUGACCAUUACAGUCAACCCCAUGGAGAAGCAUGAAGCACCAGGGCAUGCAGAAGAGGAGACUGAGGAAGAGGAAGAGGAGGAAGAAGUAGAGGAAGACAUAAGCUCCAGCAGCAGCGACUCAGAUGACAGUGAAGAGGAAGAGGAGGAGGACACGAUGGGCAGAGGCAGACAUGGGCAGAGUGGCUCCAGGCAAGCCCAGCUGGAGUGGGAUGACUCCACCCUCCCCUAUUAGUGCUCCAGCGGUCCUCCACCCAGCCCAUGUGUCCCUUUGUAACCUCCAGCCCCGUGUAUGCCUGAGUCUAUCACACCUCGCCUCUAAUUUCUCUGGCAGGUCUGGGAAGGCCUUCUGCAGCUUCCUGGGACCCACCCUUUACUCCUUGAGCACUCCCAUGUCCCAGCCAUGGGGCAGUUCCAAGAAGCUCAGUGUCAUCAUCAGUGGGAGCUCUAGGAUAGACUUUGUCCUGUAGCCCCCACUUCUGUCCUGGGCUCACCCAGCAGCCUAUCAGCCAAUCUGCGGAGUUCUGCCUUUGCUAUGCUCUGCAGAGGAGAAUGUCAGUCUCUAUGUUGCUCACCUCCCCCCAGGCUCAGUGUUCCCAAGGCCCUUAGCUUCCAGCCCACUGUGCGUGCACCUGACUAAAUUGUCUCUCCACACAGACCAGCAGGUUCUCCUUAUGUUGACUCUCCAGGUUGCUUCCUACAGAGAGGGUGGUUGAACUUCACACCUAAGGUCUUAUCACUUACCACUUGAAGGGAGUUCUUGUUGAGGCAGAAUUAAAUUCAUACACACACACACACACACACACACACACACACACACACACACACACACACACACACCAGUUUGGAGAGCCUUUCCCUUUGCUCCUUUCUGAGGCCACAUGUGCUUAUACGGAAAGUCAGAAGCCAAGGGUAGGUCUUUGUCCACAGGCAGGGCCUGUUCUACUGCCAAAGCCCUCUGAGUCUGCCUGCCUGGUCAGUCCCUGAGAUCUGUGUGGUGGCCCAGUGGGGGCUUCUGGCCAUGUGAGAACACAGGAUCCAGGAAGCAGCACACAGGCACUGCCCCAGCAACAGCCUCGACAAGCCUCAAACGGAGGGCUGACAAUGCAACAGAGCUGGGCUUCACAGUGGAAACAGGAGUGGCCAUGGCAGGGCUCUCUCCCAGGCUGGACAGGCAACCCCAAAGUGGGCAGGACUCCUCACCACCUGGUCUAAUUGUCCUUUAUCUCCUGGUUCACACUGGUUUUUUUUUUUCCCCUCUUGAGAAAAUAGCAUUCCUCUCGGAUAUAUUAGCACAAGCAUGGACUGCUCUGAGUCUAAAAUGAAAGUUUGGAAAUUGAACUGCUAGGAAUUAGAAUCAUAUCUGCAAUAAUAAUAGCUGCUUCUUUCUUCUCGUAAAAGGAACAAAGCUUUAGGUGAAGGGUAAAUAUAUCCGAAAACCUGAUUUCCUUCUUUCUUUCUUCUUUUUUAAUAAGGAAAUCUUUUCCAUCUCUGGUCCUAACCUGGACACCUUGUGAUGAGGAUUGUUGCUAUAGCAACCAGUGUGUGAUCUUUUGUGGCCAACAGAAUCACAGGCAAGAUUUAAGGCUGUUGUAGGACUUCUGUGAGGCUCUGAGAUCAUCUUUGUUUCAGAUGUCUGGGGUUCCUGUUUGUCCUCAGUAUGUACAAUUUGCCCUCAUCCUUCCAUUCUGUCGCCAGCCCUUCUCCAUAUUGACUUGGCACAUAAUCCCUAGUCACAGUGGCAUUUGGAUUCAAAAGAAAGUUUGGAAUCUGUUCAUUUAAUUCCUUGUGUCAGCCAAACAAAAAGAGCUUCAGAAGGGGGAGAGUCUUUGAUGUCAUCUGGUCUGACCCUCACCCAGCGAAGAUCCAUGGCAGGUCUUUGCAAACUUCUGAUUUGGUAGGCUUUUCCAUCUCCUAAAGUAUGUUUUGCAACUGUUCCCCUCACCAUAAUCCACUGAGGUAAUUGAGGUAUCUGUUGUUAGACACAUUUUUGUGAGGAGUAAACUGAGGUUUAGAGAUUCAGUGUCUUUCUCAGAGCCAUUCAGAGGCACAGACAAUACUGUGCUCCCCUCUCCCACCCUGAUGUGACUUAUUUGCAUAUUAUGCACCUAACAGGCAUUGCUGAGGACCUACUAAGUGCUGAGCACUCUACCAGCAGCCAUGGUAAAGGGAUAAAGCCGAAAAUAUAAGCUUCCUCCCUUCAGAGGAGUUUACAGUUGUAGAAGGGAAACAAGUUGCCAUAGAAAUUAUGCAAGAGAUAAAUGGAGGAGGAGGUGAGAAGUCACAGGGAGAAGAGGGACAUGUGCACAAACUCAACGGAUGCUCUUAGUUUUCACCUCUUAGGGAAAAAUAUCAGAAGAGGUUUGGGAUUUUAUAUUCAGAGACUAGAAAUAGACACUUCUGUGAGUUCUCCCAACAAAAUAGCAUUUUUCUAUCAGUCUGUGUCUGUACCUCUACAAAAAGAAAAUCUGUAGAACUGAGUAGUCCUCACAGUCCCCUUAUUUAAAAAAAAAAAAGUGAUUCUUCAAUUGGGCAUUUAAAAGCUAACUGAAUUCUUCAGAAAUGAUGGCAGUAAAAUGGACCCUUUAUAUGUUUCAAACCAAUUCUUGGUGAAUUGGAUUUUGAUUUAAAUAUUUAAGUCUAGCAGUUAAGAGAGCACUUUUCCCUCUGCUAAGUCUGUUGGGUUGAGUUGGGGAACACAUCCUCAGGCCUUUUGGCUAAUGUGGUCGAGUGAGCUGUUUGGAGCACUGUGAAAUCUUUUUAUAUUUGGGAAAUUUUUUGGAGGGGCAAAUAUGCAUCAUUUGAGGGGGCCUUUAGUGACUGGAUUUAUUUAUAGAGCCACAAUGGUGACACCACAUCAGAAAGAGCUCUUUCCCUCAAGUUCUGCUGUGAGGGGUCCUGCUCUGCAUGUCAGCUCCCAAUAGGAGGCACUUGAACCAUUCUGUGGGGUCAACAGGCACUUAUCAUGUUCCCAACACCCUACUCAUCACCAUGGGUGAGAACAAGAUGGAGGUGGUUAUAUAAAAGAAACAGAAGCUUCAGGGAGUAGCCAUGUGCGUGGUGGUAACAUCACUUGCCUUCACUGACCACGAAUGAAAAAUGUCAUUAAUCAGCCCAGCAUUUUCCAGCCUCCAUAUGGCUGGCAUCCUGUAACCAAAAUUCCCAGAUGGCCCCAGGAAACCUGUGACCUCUCGUCCAGACAUCAGCAGUCAAGCAGAUGCAGGCUCAUCCCCAGAAGGAACAGCUGACCAGUUUGGCCAUGGGCCAAGCCAUUACUUGUCUUGCCAAGUGGAGUGGACUAACAGAUUCUGUUAUCCAGAGCUUGAAAAUAAGCUGAAACCUCUCAGGUGGCUCAGAUGACAGAGAGGAGGAGGAAGAGAAGGUCAAGAUUGGAAAAGGACAGUAUAGAACAAGUUGCUCCAGUGGAAUAAAGCAGUCAACUAGUUGGUGACCUGUCUUAAAGAAUACUAAAAGUAUAUUCUAGUAAAUUUAAUCAAAUGCUUAUCUCUCUCUAUCGCUCUGACCAUAGUCCAAAUUCAUUCUUGGACUCAUUCAGUUAUCCUAUCAAGCAGAGUUUAGACCAAAUAUCCUUGUGUUCAACAAAGGCUGUACCUCCAGCGAGAGGGCUGCUGGUGGGAAGUCGUGCCCUCUGUUCCUACGUAUCGGAUCAGCAAGUUGAUCUGUAAAGGGCUGGACAGUAUACAUUUUCAGCUUUGUGGGCCAUAUGGUCUCUGUCACAAGUACUCAACUCUGCCGUUGUGGCACGAAAGCAGCCCCAGACCAUAUGCAAAUGAGUGAAUGUGGCCGUGUUCCAAUAAAACUUUGUCGUUGGACAUUGAAAAUGCAGGAAAUUUGAAUUCAUACCAUUUUCACAUGGCACGAAAUUUUAUUCUUUUUAUUUAUUUUUAAUCAUUUAAAAAUGUUGAAACCUUUCUUAGACCACAGGCCGUAGAAAAACUAGCAGCCAGCCAUAUUUGGCCCGUGGGCCACAGUUUGCCGGCCCCUGCCAUACGGGGCACUGGGAGCAGCCUUCCAUUUGCUAGGAGAAAGCAAACUGCCUUAUUAGACUCUCCCAUCAAGUGCCCAGGGGUCUUUGCCUCUAAACUGAACAACACAAAACCUGCACAGUCCUUACACUCUUUCAAAGGGCCGUAUUCCUAGGGUUUGGGGGAAGGGUGAACAAAAAAAUACUUGUUACUUAUUGAAUUGACUCAAACUCAGACAAACGUGGUUCAAGAGUUGAAAGGCUUGGAUCCAGGAAACUGACUAAUCAUUGAGCCUAACUCCACUGAGCCAAGUGCUAACUAACUCCCCAGGCUCAGUUCCUCUCCAGCACUGCUGAGCCCAUAAUGAUUUCUAAGCAGGAGUGUUCAUUAUCUCAGACUGAUUUUCAUUUCAGCCCUGGUCAUGCCUGUGCUCUAAAAAUGAUUCUAAAGACUUGUGACUUAUUUGAAUCAAUAGCAACAUAAUCAGAAGAAAGCCUGACCCAGUACACUUUAAAAUUAGCAGUCUUCAUGGCUCUUUUGAGUCAAUAUUAGCAAGAGCAAGAAAAACAGGACUUUUUCUUUACAUUCCUCCAUUUUAAUUAACCAAAUAGGUUUUGCAAAAAAAAGUGGGGGAGUGGAUCUAAUUCUUUGAAAGAGUUAUACAAAUGAAAAGUACAUGAUUUUCAGAUAAGAUCAUCUUUAGGCCUUUUGGGACUCCCCAAAGCCUCCAGCGGUGUGCUCUGAAAGGCUGUGGAUUCUCUAGCUGCACCAGACAUUUAUUGAGGCUGACAAGCCAAAGCCCUUGGCACAAUUUAAUUUUCAUGUAACCAUUUUCUGUUGUCCAGAUAGGCUAAGGAAAUGAGCAAUGAAAGUUUUGAAGUCUACUCCAGCAUUCUCAUUUCCCUGUCUUUAUUUGCUUUACUUUAUGAAUUUAUUCUGUACCUGUUCCAUAGAUCUUGCGCUAGUUUUCAUUUGGGCACCAACUAGUUGUCUUUAUAAGGGCUAUGGAUUAGGAGCCAAGCUUGAUUCUGUCCUAGGUAGACAGACAGAGACAGAAAAAGUUACCUCCACCAGCAGCCCAGAAAGCAAUCAAACGUCCCCUGUAUGCAGUCAGUGAACAGAUGGGAAUGUGUGUUUCCAGCAAUGUUCCAUGUAAUUCAGCAAAUCCUCAUUGAGCACCCAUGGAGGUCAGGCCCUGGGCCAGGAACAGGGGAAGGGAGGAUGAAUGAGGCCCGGCCUUGCCCAUGAGGAUCUCUGGGUCUCGUGAGCUAUUGGGAUGUUUGCUUUGCAGUGUUGAAGGUCGUCUAGGAGAGUCAGGACUGUAGGAGACAGAAGUUUGGGGUUGGGGGAGGUAGGAUAAGUAGCCUUGGUAGUUCUCCAGCCUGUCAGGUGGUAGGUGCAAUUCUGGAGGCCUUACACACAUUGCUGAGGCAGCCUGAAAAGCCAAGGAGCUCUCUAGGGAAGUGGACAACGCUUCCCUAAAUGUUCCUUGGUAAAACCCAGGCCUGGCUCAGAUCACUUACGGAUGAAAGCCAGUCACCCUGACUAUCCAGCAGAAAUGAUGUGGCUGAUAGCUGAGAUUCAGUACAACCAGGCCAGAGGAAGUUUGUUAGUAUGAAUAGUAGCCAGCCAGACCCUGAAAGUUGGGAAGAAGAAUCCAAGUACAGGGGAUAGUGUGAGCCAAGGCCCAAAGUCAUGAAGUGGCCUGACGUGGGGGGAGACCCCCUGGGGCCCUGGGGACCUGCUGCAGUUCACAUGAUGUGGCAGAACAGGGGCUCUCGCACCGUGGUCCCUGCACCAUCAGAAUCUGCUGAGCACCUGGGAGCUUAUUAGAAAUGCAAAUCCUCAGGCCCACCCAAAACCUACUGAAUCAGAUACUUUGGGGGGUUAGGCCCAGCAAUCUCCUUUUAACAAGUGCUCUGAUUAUGAUGCCCACUCAAGUUUGAGAACCGCUGAUGUAGACAAUGAGAAUGAAUUGAGCUGUCUAUAUGGGAGGAGCUGACUACUAACUAACAAGGUAAAUAAUCAGUUACUAGUAUGGUGAUGAGAGGGGGCCUGAAGCAGAUGGCCCAACCCCUCCUUGCCCCCACCCGCACCCCAGGGCCCUCCAGGCUCCAGUUCACACUCACACCCAAUAGCAGUUCCACUCCUCCCCCCAGGCAGGAGCCAUUUCCUGCCACCAGGAGCCCUUUCAUCCUGGGGAGACUCAGAACCCUGGAGAAGCUGUAGUGAGGCCACCCACCCCUAGGGAGGCCUCCUUCUAAGUUUCUGUAAGCUGAGCAGCCUCCUCAAGGGCUGCACUUCAUGGGAAACCACUAAACUGCAGCAGUGACCCUGGAUCUUUGGGAAAACUGAUGUCCAUGCAGCUUCCUUAGCAGUGGAAUGGCCCAGGCCCAGAAGACAGCUGAACACAGUCAUUUAAGGACACCACCAGUUACUGCAGCGUGCUCCGUGUGUAAUGAGACUGGGGCAUGCAGUGUCAUAAUGCAAACACUAGAUUGGAUGAGGAAUAAACAGCUUUUCUUAAAAGGGCAGUAACUCAUUCUGGAUGUUGCUAAAAGUAGAAACCAAAGACCAAAAACAAACCCACAGCCUUACCUACACACUGAUCUCUGCGCAUUUAGGAUAUCUGAUUUCUAAGGCACAUCGAGGUGCCGGGCUCCACACAUGUCCCUUCCCCACCUACCAGAUGUCUGAGGUCCUCUGAUCAUUGAUUUAGGUUUUUUUUUUAAUUUAUUUAUUUAAAGCCUAAUCUCUGAUGAAGGUCCACAAACCUUUGGGAGAAACUAGUUGGCACUUUGUAGUCAUUUACACUGAAAUAUGGUGCAGAAUCUGUCCUCAUCGAAGGAUUUUUGAGAUUGGGAGCCAGAGGGCCAGGGUGGUGGGCUUGGGGUGGAAGGACAGAGGAAGAAGAGAUGGGGAGGAUCCCAGACAUGUAGCCUAGAAGAACUAGCUCCUGCUAUUUAGCUCCUAAGAUCCGCAAAGCCCUCCUGCUCAGAGAUACACUCACAGCCCCCAACAGUCUCCUCGCUGUGUCCUUCCAAUUGCUCUAACGGAAGCUCGUUUAUCCAGCCCACCUUGGAGGAGGGUUAAAUGCCCACUUGAUUCUCAUUAAAUGUCCAACCAGUCUCCUCAGACCAGCACAGAGAUCAUGUUGAGAAUAACCCAUCUCUAGCAAAUUAGAAUACACUAACGUGUAUAUAUGUGGCUUGCUGAGACAGCCUGGGGAAAGCCACAUAGGCCCAAAAGGGGAAGGUAAAGUGCUUCUCCAUUUCCUGUACAUCCAGAAGAGUUUUUCUUUAAAGCAUGGGCUCUCCAUAAAUUCUCUGAUGACACAUUUCUGUCCUAAGACCUUAGAGCAAUUUAUGUUUCCUUUACGUUAGUCAUUUAUUACAAAAUCCUCCUGUGGGACAAAGGGACAAGGAAUGGAUUGUCAGGAAGUAGACGGAGAGGUAUUUGGUGGUUCUGAAAACAGGAUUGGCUCUGUUCCCUUUGGCAGGGUUUGUGUUGGCUCAGGCAAAACUGGGAGAAAUUAUGCCUUGAUGGUCAGGAGCUCAGAUCCACCCAGGACACAGGUGGAGUAAGUGAGUCGGGGCAUCUAUUGGGAAGACUGGACAUAGAUGAGGUAAACAGGAUGACUCACUGGGCAGGCCAUAUCAGCCUUUUACACUUGUCAGAAAUAUCGAUGAGGUGGGGAAGGGUUGUGCCUGACAGAACGACGUCACAAAACCAGGCAGGGGUGUCUACUGGCUCCUGCUAGAACAGUUCCUCCCACUCUGAGGUGCAAAGAAGAGCUGGUACCUCUGGACCAUUGAGGCAGCCCAUCUCCAGAGGCAGGGCCCCACCCCAUAGGAACUCUCCGUUGGAUAAAAUGGAACCACGGUACUCAGGUCCCAGGAACUUGAUGGGGUGCCUGAUUAGGGCCCUGGAAAACAUGGUGGUGUGCGCCUAGUAGGAAUCCCCAACUUGUGCCUCCUCUGCUGUCACAGGCCACCUCCUCAGUGCAAGAAGAGUAAUGUAUCUAUCCCGGCACCCUAAGUGCCUUGCACUGCACCUGGCCCAUGGCGUGUGUUCAAUGAGGGUUGAAUUGAAUGAAUUCCAGAGAUCACUUGAUCUCAAUGAAUGGACUUGGUUUGAGAAAUGAAGAUGCCCUAGAGAUGAAGGAUUCCUUCAUCUUUGAGAGAGGAUAACAUCCCUGCUGCCCAAAUGGAAAAAGGACAAAAGUUGGGUUGUUUGGAGUAUAGCCCUUUCCUCAAGCAAGGAGCAAGUGUAGAUGGGCCUUGAUGUGCCCUCCUUACUCCAGGACAGAUGACGGGCAGCGUCAGGACUCAGGAGAGAAAGCCCUAAUUUGUUAAUGACCUCAGCCCUCUGCUGCUCUCCAGUCCCUUUAAUCAAAUUUACUGCAGAGAAGAUUCAUCAAGAUGAAGCUCAAUUCUCAAAAGACUAAUGAAAAGAGGGCAGCAGACAUGAGAAGAGCCAAAAUGCAGACGGUGUUUAUUAAUCACAGGCAACAGAAACAUGUUGGCUUUAAUGUCUGUUUACUCUUACCUUGGAAUGAAAAUGCAUCUCUGCUGCCCACUUUUUUUCUUAGCAUUUCAGAAAAGAAAUGGGACAUACAUGCACAGAGAAAUGUUGAAGGUUCUUCUCCCCAGCGGAAAGAGCUAUCAGACGUGAGCCCACAAGUUGUGUCUAUUUGCAGAAGCAGAGAAUCAAGGCACAAGUCUCAGCUACAGAUCCUAGAACCCCUGUGGGAAAGGGAGGGGCAGGGAUGAAGAGGCAGCAUUGGCCAUCGGGAAGGGUUCAUUAGGGCCUCUGUGAUGAGGGAUUCUUCUUCCACUUCUGAAGACAAAAUCAUGUCCAUCUUGGUCUGUGUCACACACCAGGACCUGGCCUUACAAGGCUAUGUGGGAUUUAGAAAAGAUUGGGCUCAUUUUCACUAGCCAUACCUCAGGUGGUGGCAAUAAAGCAAAAACUUAUUUAGGGAUACCCAGGGCAGAUCACUCAAAAAGGAAGAGAAGAGAUAUGGGGGAAAUAUGAUUCUGAGUCAGAGAGGAAACAGGUAAAGUUGAGCAGGAGGGAUAGUAGCACGGACAACCCCUCACCCAGGAAGCCAGAGCAUUGCUCUACAUUUAAAUCUGUGUGCAACUUUCAAAAAUUAUGGCAUAGUCUGGCCAUGUGACCAUAGAUGUGAUUUAAUCAAUGGCUUCCAAAGUCAGAGCUGUUCAAAAGGUGAUUUCUGUUCUUAAUUGAACUAGCUGCGAUGGAUCAGGUCAACAGCCCACCUGACUGCUUCCAGCCUCACCUCAGUGGCUUCCUGAAAGGGUUGUUGAUGCCCUGAGCUGGACAGCUUUGUCAGGAGAUUGAAUAAAACCAAUUGGUAAGUUUAGAAAAGAAAUAGAAUAUAUAAGCAGGUUGUUUGCAAAGAAAUCUGCAGGUAAUAGAGUUGGAUUUGUUAUGUCAUUGGCAUGGAUAUUAUGAUGUUGGUAGGGAAGAGAGUCAGAAUGAUUUGGUGGGACAUUAGUUGGGGAGAUUAUUUAGUGUAUUAAGUAGAAAUUAUCUGAGAUAAGUAGGCUAAGGACAGCAGAUAAAUACCAUACAUAUAUGUAAACCAAAGUCAUAUACGUAUCUAUAAUACAGAAAGAGUAGAGAAUGAAGAUGCCGAUGGUCCCAACACAUUUUAAAUUUCUUAGAAGCAUUUGUUUGAAUAUUACACUUUAUCUUGUUGUUGUUUACUUUUAACCCUCAAAGCUAGUUGGGCAUAUUGUAGGAGUUUGAUAAAUAUUUGGAAAUUGAAGCACCAGCUUGUCACUACCUUUUAGGCACCCAGUACUAGCACCUCACCCCUAAAUUAAAUGAUGUACACACAAUUUCAGCCACCUCCCCUCCAUAGACAAUCACAACCUGGCUGAGGAGAACCUUCGGGAAUUCACACCUGGGUGCAAUAGGAAGGCAGCUGCAGGCACUGGGCCUGGCUCUCUGGUAGUGAGCAGUGACGGGGUGUUGCACAUAGUGGGUUUGCACAUGCUUAGAGCCCAGCUGCAUAAUACCCAAUGAGGGAACAGGUCCGGGGCCUCCCCUCCCAUUGCCCCUGUCUGAUGUUGAAUCUUGCCACCUCCAGGCCCAAUACUGAAACUAAAUAAUAAGGUUAUGGGUUCAGCCAGUCUAAAUGGCUUAGUGAUUUCUCCUCUCAGCCCUUCCUUCUGCCCUAUCUGGAGAUGCUGCCACCAUUUAGAAGUCUUACCCACUGCUUAUUCCCAGUUGCUCAGUCACAGUGCAUGUGGAAAGGUCUGAGAUAAACAAGUGAGCUCUCCUCAGGGCCUCUGAGGGGUUGGCACAGCAGCAGUGCAAGGAAGGAGGGGCAGCAUCAGUUUACAGACGCCCCCUCAAGCCCUCUGUCACUGUCUGGGCAGCUCUCUCCAAGCUGACCACAAAUGUCUCCUGUUUCACCUCGAGCAAUGGGCCAAUGUAUACCUGACCUGUCAGAUCUCUGAGCUCUUGGAGCUAUCUCAAAGAAUGAAUCUUUUUAAGUCUAGAAAACAUUGUUUAUUUGCUAAGUAUAUAGUUGUGAGAGAGUGAGAUACUAUGCAUACCUUGGAAUAUCUCAUUAUAAGGACUAUACACGUUUAUAGAAAAUUGAGUCUGAUUUCAGCAAAGCGCAUUAUCAUCAUACUCAAAGAACAAGGUUGCCCCAUUUGCAAAGGAUCAGAGAAAAUGCCUUUCCCCUCCCUGACACCUCCUCUCACCAGCCCCUCCUCUUCCCAACUGAGCUGUCAUAUCCGAUCCAGACCAACCUUAGUGAGGUUCACUAAGAGUCUAUAUGUAUAUAAAAGUAUAGGAAGAAACUCAGAGCCAUGAUGGGAAUCGUCGAGCUUCUUCCCGUGACUGCGAUCUUACCCAUGUUUGAAUCACAAACGAAAUUUCUAACAAGAUCCUUGCGGUUUCCAAGUAAUUUGUUAAAUGCCUAUUCAACACAGAUAGAUAUUUAUUUUCAGCCUCGGCUUGUAAAUGCCUACAAACUGAUUCAUGUUGGUGGUCAUUCUGACACUUUCUGUGAAUUGGUGAAUAAAUAUGAUUUUAGAAUUUCACAGUAAAGAUGACUCCUGAGAGUUUCAUUCCCUGGGACUCUGUCCAAAUUCCACGCUUGGGGAAGAGAGGGGCGUGGGGAAUGAGGGGUGGUGACUUGGCGAGGUGGCCCCUAUCAGGCCUAGAUGAGGGCACCCGUUACACCCACGGCCAAACUUGUCAGCAUUGUUACUGGAGACAGGUGCAAAGACAACCCCAAUAAUGCUGGGCAUUUUUUUGAGCACCUUCAAAGCACUGGAGCUCUAAGAGUAUGGUCUUAAUUAAACCUUGAAAUAGGUAGUUUUUAUAUUAAACACAAAAAAGAUGAGGCCAGGAAGGGUAAGGGGGUGGCCUGAGGACAAGUGAGAUUUGAACACAGCCCUGCCUCGUAGCCUGUUCCCUCCUGCUCCUCCACACUGACCUCACACCAGAUGCCACCCAGGGCCUCCUCGCCCCUUGAGGCCCACUGAGGACUGACUUCCACUCUAUCCAGAGCCCCUUCCCCAGGAUUCUUCAAGCUCUUGGGAGGGACUCACAUUUUUGUUGCUAGUGCUGCUUCUCCCCCCUCCCUUUUUCCCUCCCAUACCGUAGACCCAGGGGUUAACCCCUAGCUUUUGCUUGGUUUCCAAAGUGAAGGAGGGGAAAUUCAAACAAAAUUUUAUUGGAAUUACUGGAGUCAGGGAAAGGAGUCACCCUUGCACAUCAUACAGGAAUCAGCUGGAUAUCAUGGUAGGCAUUCUUGAUUAUAAAACUCCUCUUGGCCACCCUCCCCCAGCCCGGGGCCAUCCUUCCCCUGACCCCCCUGCUCCCAUCUCUCUGUUUCCCUCUUGGAAGUAAAAAACAAGUUCCUUCCCUUUUUUCUCCUUGAAGAGCACUUUCAUCAUCUUUUCUUCAUUGCCUGAUGUUCUGCCAAAAUCCAUGCCCAUCGUCCUAUCCCAAGCAGGUCUUCUCACAAAUAUAGUCAUUCACACUGUAAGAGGACUUCUUUCACCAGAUGUUAAGACAGCAUGUUUAUCACAGUGAACUGUAUUUUUUUCUUUUUCAUCUCAGAAUGUCAGCAGUAUAAGAAGGCUUUGUCUGUCUAGGGGUCCUUCCGUGCUUUACCUUGGCAAGGUCUGUACACACACACACACACACACACACACACACACACACCUAUCCUUGGGGUUCUCUGGAGCCCAAUGUACUAGCUCACUACCAGAUCUCUGAGAGUUAUUGUCACUCCCUUAUUCCCAGAACAAUCUGGGCCCAUGUUCUUGCUGUCUGAUAAUCAAAUUCUUCACUUUCAUUCUGUGCCUACCCCUCUAGUCUCUUUCUGAAGCAUCCCUUCAUCCCUCAGCCACCACGGCUGUCUGCUCCCUGGCUUCCCUCUCUCUGAGUCUAUACACUCCUGAGGCUGACACUGCUAAAACUCCUCUGGGAGGUGUUCUCCCAGCCAACAAGCUACGGAGGCUUCUGGCCACUUCCAAAACAAGGGCCCUGAAGCUCUAGGGGUUCCCCAGUCCCUUAAGGCAAAAAAAAUGGGUUGCAUUGUAUUCUUAACCUGAAAAAGUCCUGGUUUGUCUGGCUUGAAUAGAGGGCCUCAUAUUAGGUUGACUAAUAGAAGAUCCAUGAAAAGAACUUACAAACAGCAAACAACCUUUCUUUACAGACCACUAAACUAUGAAUGAAAGUUCCUGCAGAGGUUUCAUUUCAAUCAUAUAUAUGUGUCUGUGUUUGUACUGUGUUAUGGGAUAUAGCAAGGGCUAGAAUAAUAAUUAUUAAACUGAACUGAAUUAAACCUCAAA